Penicillium cinerascens is the source of this 1662-nucleotide messenger RNA. RefSeq names its product guanosine diphosphatase. Lineage: Eukaryota; Fungi; Ascomycota; Eurotiomycetes; Eurotiales; Aspergillaceae. The transcript has 3 exons. Gene Ontology annotation, biological process: protein N-linked glycosylation; nucleoside diphosphate catabolic process. Gene Ontology annotation, cellular component: Golgi apparatus; membrane. The coding region runs from base 1 to 1662 and encodes 553 amino acids. The record is from RefSeq and is a predicted model, not a curated record. Gene Ontology annotation, molecular function: GDP phosphatase activity; UDP phosphatase activity.
AUGUCGACUGGAGUCGACAAUCAACAGCCCAGCAAAAUCGAUCUGCAUACGGUCGCCCGUCAACGCUCCGUUUCGCACAGUUUCGUUUCCGCCUCCCCAAACUCCGUCGAGUCCGGCCGAGUCCCCGGUAAACAAUUCGACAAAAUGGUUUCCCAAAGCCAGAGAUCGCGCUGGCUGAAGACCGGAGCCAUCGUGGGCUUCAUCUUCAUGGUCCUUUUGUGGCUGUCGCCCUCUAAACCUGUCGUUUCUUCUUCAUUCGCCAAGGAAAAAGCGCCUUCAGCCUCUGGUAUUUCUACCAAGUGCAAUAAGCCUUUCGAUUCAUCGAAGCCUCUGAUCCAGUAUGCGCUCAUGAUCGACGCUGGUAGCACCGGUUCUCGUAUCCACGUCUACCGUUUCAACAACUGCGGCCCUACUCCCGAACUGGAGAACGAGGUCUUCGAGCAGACCAAGAAGAAGGACGGUGGCUCCGGCCUCAGUUCCUACAAGGAGGAUGCCCAAGGUGCGGCACAGAGUCUGGAUCCUCUCAUGGAGGUCGCACUGCAGUCCGUGCCUGAGGAGUACAGACGGUGCAGCCCAAUUGCCGUCAAGGCCACCGCCGGUCUGCGUCUCUUGGGUCCCGAGCUGAGCAAAAACAUCCUGGAGGCUGUGCGCCACCGUCUGGAGAACACCUAUCCCUUCCCCGUUGUGUCCCGCGAGAAAGGUGGCGUCGAGAUUAUGGACGGCUCUGACGAGGGUGUCUACGCUUGGAUCACCACCAACUACCUCCUGGGCAAGAUUGGUGGCCCUGAUGAGACCCCUACCGCUGCUAUCUUUGAUCUCGGUGGUGGUUCCACUCAGAUUGUCUUCCAGCCCACCUUCGAGCAGAGCAAGGCCGGAGGCAUGCCCGAGCAUUUGGCUCAGGGUGACCACAAGUAUGAGCUCAAGUUCGGCGGCCGGGAGUUUGAGCUUUACCAGCACUCUCACCUUGGCUACGGUCUGAUGUCUGCUCGCGAGUCUAUGCACAAGGUGGUCCUCGAGGCUCUCCUGGCCAACAACGGCAAGGAUAUGUCGUGGUUGGAACGCCCGAUCUCCAACCCAUGCAUCCAGCCUAAUAUGGAGAAGAAAGUCACUGUGACUUUCCCUGAUGGCCAUGCUCUCGGACCCGAGACCAGCGUGGUCAUGGUGGGUCCCAAGGACCAGUCUGCCCCCGCGCAGUGCCGUGCCAUCGCCGAGAAGAUCUUGAAGAAGGAGGCCGAGUGCAAGCUGGCUCCUUGCUCCUUCAACGGUGUUCACCAGCCCUCUCUGGCAAAGACUUUUGCCCGUGAGGACGUGUAUAUUUUCUCCUACUUUUUCGACCGCACUGCUCCGCUGGGCAUGCCCUCCUCGUUCACUCUCGAGGAGCUGCACCAGCUCACCUCCACCGUCUGUGCCGGAGAGGACAGCUGGAGUGUCUUCGAGGGCGUGGAGGGUGCCCUGAAGGACCUUCGCGGCCGUGCCGAUUGGUGCUUGGAUCUAAACUUCAUGAUGGGUCUGCUGCACACGGGCUACGAGAUGCCGAUGUCGCGUGAGGUCAAGAUCGCCAAGAAGAUCAAGGACAACGAGCUGGGCUGGUGCCUUGGUGCGAGCUUGCCCCUUCUCAGUCAGGAGUCUGGCUGGACUUGCCGCAUCAAGGAGAUCUCAUAG